Oldenlandia corymbosa var. corymbosa is the source of this 837-nucleotide messenger RNA. Lineage: Eukaryota; Viridiplantae; Streptophyta; Magnoliopsida; Gentianales; Rubiaceae. The record is from the annotation of a GenBank genome assembly.
AUGAAAAAGGGUAGGAAGGAAUUGGUCUCGCCUGUUUCUAUUCAGCUUCCAGACGAUGUCAUUCUUGAGAUACUCCGCAGAUUACCUGUGAAGACACUCUUGCGGUUUAAGUGUGUGAGUAAAUUGUGGAAAGAGAUUAUAUCUAGCCGUAACUUCACUCUGUCUCCCACUGGAAGAGAUCGAGCAAUCGUGGGCUAUGCGCCUUAUACGAGUUUAUCUCUUGAUGUUUCGCCAUUAAAUUUCUAUUCCAUUGAGGAUAAUCUUUCAAUGGUGAAGCUUCCUGAUCCUGCUGCAAGUGAUGGUUACAAAGCAUUGUUAAUGACUAAUGAUCCACCUCUUGGUGGAUCAGGGUCUGCGUUUGUUGUUAGCUUAAGAACGGGUGAAUACUGGACGGACAUUAGUGUUCCUUAUAAGGAAAUUGGUGGGUCAAGGGUGAUAGUUUAUUUUGACGAGGAGAUAAACCAAUUUAGAGAGAUACCUAUGCCGGAAGAGCAUGAAACUAGUGAUGAAUCUCCUACUUACUAUUUUGGACUAACUCUUUUACAUGGAUGCCUUUGCAUGUCUAAAAGUGGUUCCACAUCUUAUAGCGGGGAUAUUUUCAUUAUGAGAGAGUCUGGGGCGAUAAAUUCUUGGACAAAAUUGUUCACUAUUGAUGGAGUUUUACUGCCUCUUCGCACUAGGAUUCCUAAUGAAAUUUUUGUGGUUCCAGGAUCGGAAAGACAAAAAGUUAGGAGGUACUAUGAAACCAAGGCUGGCCAUAAAGUAUCAGUCACCAUGUUUCUGAUUGCUGGUCCUUUCAUGUUCGCAGAAAGUUUGGCUUCGGUCGAUUUGAUAUAG